AUCCGACCGGCAGCGUUGAAUGGGGAAAAUGGCGGAGGAACUACACUUAACGCGAGCCCAGUCGCCUCGCUUAUCGCCGAUUCAAGACCCCGACUCGGCGAAAAACUUGUGGUACGCCGUCGUGGGAAGGGCUACGAUAACCGCCCUAGCGUAUCCCAUAGAGUACGUCAAGUUCCUGGUGCAGAUUGGCCAUGAACCAUUGCCGCCCAAGCCCACAAGGCGCCUCUUUGGAAAGCCUGCCUUGGCACUACCAGGAGCUAUUGAAUACAUGAAGUACAUCAAGAAAGUGGACGGCUACUCUGGACUGUACCGUGGUCUGAGUGUCCGGUUGUGCGCAAAUGUGGUCAGCGGUGCCGUGUUCGCCGAGGUGAACCGGAGGCUACCCGAAGUGCAGUCGUUCGAGGACGAGGAAGAUGACGACACCGUGACCGAGGAGCAGCGCAUUGUCAACUUCGUCAAGCGCACGUUGAAAGUCAUGACCGCCAAGUGUGCCGCUAUCUUCGUCUCCCAACCUUUCAACGUGGUGUGCUGUCGAUAUAUGGCCCAGUUUGUGGGGAGAGAAGAGAAAUACGUGGGAAUCCUGACUUCCGUUGUUGACAUAUACAGGGAGGAAGGAAUCCUGGGCCUUUUUAGUGGGCUUGUACCUAGGUUGAUUGGCGAGGUCAUGACUAUAUGGUUCGCCAACACGAUAUCCUUUGUCAUCAAUGCCUACGUCGUGCAGGACAAGACGUUACAAAGUUACGUCAGUGCAACGACAAUGUUCCUGUCAAGCUCUGUCACGUACCCGUUUUACCUUGUCGGAACAGUGAUGGCCGUUUCUGGAAGCAGCCUCGAAGCAGGCAAGCCCCCGAACAUGCCUAUCUACCCGAGCUGGACAGAAUGCUGGCAGCAUCUUAGCAGACUGGGCCAGCUGAAGCGGGGUUCGGCCAUCAUCUGGAGGUACUACCAGGGACCUUACAUCGUUGAUGAAAACGGGGUGCCGCGGCCAGUGAGCUCACCAAAGCUGUUGGCGUCCCGCUGACGAGCAUCAAACAAGAAGCCUUUACUUUUGGUUGUGGCUGCAGGUUUUACUGAGAAGCUUACCAUGGCAGGCUAGAAAAGUGGAUUGUCGACUGCCAGCAGUCUAGAGGCUUGUUUUGCAAUACAAGACUUGCAAAAAAAAAAAGGAGGACACCCGCAAGAUUUAGACAUGCAGUGCCAGUCCUGUUGUCGUCUAGUCUCGGCAGAGGAGCCGAGCACCUACUUGUUCUGUUACCAAUUAAACAUUCACCUGUUUC
This is a messenger RNA of Dermacentor andersoni, 1277 nucleotides long. Its product is annotated as mitochondrial carrier homolog 2-like. NCBI's taxonomy places the organism in Eukaryota, Metazoa, Arthropoda, Arachnida, Ixodida, Ixodidae. The record is from RefSeq and is a predicted model, not a curated record.